This is a messenger RNA of Drosophila pseudoobscura, 2036 nucleotides long. RefSeq names its product beaten path IIIc (gene beat-IIIc). Gene Ontology annotation, biological process: motor neuron axon guidance. The record is from RefSeq and is a predicted model, not a curated record. Lineage: Eukaryota; Metazoa; Arthropoda; Insecta; Diptera; Drosophilidae. The coding region runs from base 698 to 1882 and encodes 394 amino acids. The transcript has 6 exons.
UGUUCGCCGACGUUCAACCCGCCUGCUGCCACACCGAAUUCAGUCAUUGACGCGCGCGGUUCGACAGGCACGGACGCUUGGCAUAACGGUACUUCUUCGUCAGUUCGUGUUGUGUGGCAUACAACCAACCCCCCACCCCCCCGACGAAAGGCUCUCUUCUGAGAUUUACAGUUCGUGCGUGAACAGCGCCAUCGCCAGCUCGCGUGAGUGAUGCGAAAGUGUACAAAAGUGUGUGUGUGUGUGUGCGUGCUAGUGUGACCGCUUGACGGUUUUUCGAAAAAUUUUCAAAAUACAAAAAAUGCCUCAAUCGCUGCCACAGAUCGGUGACGAUAACGGAACAAAAAGCGGAGAUUAAAACAAGGAAAGAAACGAGAUACAUCUCUGUGCCCCUGCCUCUGCCACUGUGCCCCUGUGCCCGCUCUCUCUAUCUGUGUGCGUGUCCACCCGCCCGCGUGUGUGUGUGUGCGUGUGCCAGUGUGUUGUCUAACAAUUAAUUAGCAUUUAAAUCGCUCAUUUAUCUAACGUUAGACCAUCCAGCCAUCCGAAAGGCGGCCCCCUAAUCAAACAACUAAAAAGAAAGAAAAAAAAAACGUGAAAAACGUGAGGCCCGUGGAGAAAAGGGCAAAAGCAGAGAGGGAAGCGAACAAACAUUCUGUAAAUAACCAUUGGAGAAGGACGGCAACCAACGGCAAUCAAAAUGUUCGGCCAACACAAUUUGCUGGCCGCUCUGUUCAUCAUCGGCUCAUUGAUAGAUUUCAUUACGGGCCUGCGACUGGUCGAGGUCCGGAUACCGAAUUACGUGAUUAAGGGCUCCGCGGCGCAGCUGGAAUGCCUCUACGAUCUGGACGGCGAGGCCCUGUACUCGGUGAAAUGGUAUAAGGACGGCAACGAGUUCUAUCGCUAUGUGCCGAGGGAUAUGCCGCCGGCACAGACCUUCCUCCUGCCAGGUGUUAAAGUCGAUUUGCACAACUCGAGCGACGCGAUUGUUACGCUGCGCGACGUCAAUCUACAGUCGGCGGGACGCUUCCGUUGCGAGGUCUCCGGUGAGGCGCCAUCCUUCCAAACGGUCACCGAACACGGCGAUAUGGUUGUUGUGUCUCUGCCGGACCAGGGACCACCGAAGAUAAGUGGUGGCCGGCCCCGCUACCAGACUGGCGACUGGGUGCGCAUCAACUGCACGGCCGGACGCUCGAAGCCCGCCGUGGAUCUGUCGUGGUUCGUCAACGGCGAGGCCGUCGAGCCGCAGAAGCUGCGCAAAUACGACUCCAUCGUGUCCGGACGCGAGGGUCUGGAGACCUCUGUGCUGGGCCUCCAGUUUCGGGUGGAGCAGAAGCAUUUCCGCAACGGCGACAUGAAGUUGAAGUGCGUGGCCUCGCUGUCGACCUUGUAUUGGCGGAGUAACGAGGAGUCGGUCGAGGGCGAUCGCCCGCAGAAGGCGCCCGUCCUCGAGUCGCGCGAGACCGUCUACGCCAGCAACUCACGCGCCGAUCCCGUCCAAGGUAUGUCAUACCGGGAAUUAUUUGUUACCAAAAUCUUAUCGCUUUUCAUUCAAACAAAUGCAGCCAGCAAAUCGGAUUCGCUUCUGUUGGCCCGUGCGCCCAGUGCCCUGCUGCUAGUGGCCCUGGCCGCGGUGGCAGCCCUGGCUGGCGGUGGCAUCUCUGUCCCUCAGAAAAGCCAGUCCAAAAAUAAAGAUCAUCAAGAAGAUGAGAAAGAGCGAAAGAAACAGCGAAAGCUUGAGAAAAACUUGAAUGAGCGAGUGAGUGGCGUGGAGCUUUCGGAGCUUUUGGCGAGUGAGUUGCUGGCGGAUUUCGAGGGGAAGAGCGCGUGCCAAAGCUCUGCGACGCGGCGGCAGCAUCGAGGACUAACGGUGACUGCACGGUAGCUGCAUUAAGGGGCGCCCCCUCCCCCUCCCCCCCUACCGUUCAACGUUUUCACCGAUUUUUCCGUCUUCGCUUUGCAUAGAAAACAAAAAAAACACAACAAAAAAUCAAAAAAAGAAAACAGAGAAAAAAGAAAACAAAGAAACCCGAAAAGCA